GGGGCUGGAGCAGCUGAGAGCAGUUGGGGCUCGUGUGGAUGCUCGGGGGAGGGAGGAGCGGCUGUGCGGCUCCUGGAUGGGACUUGCUGCUUGUGAUCCUGGGCUGAGCUGCCGCUGCUCCGCCGCGGGGUCUGUGCGGGGAGAGACCUGGACUAACCCCGCCCUGUGCCCAGCCGGGGGACUUUCUCCGGGGGCUGGAACCAGCCCCUGGGGCAGCCCCGGGCUCUGCCGACACCAGCCCCUGAGCUGCAGCCUGCAGGCUGCAGAACAAGGUCCACGGUUCACUCCUGAUCAUCCCCUUCUCCUGCGGGCCAGUGCAGGGAAAUGGCUGGAGCAGAGCCUGCUCAGGGACCGGUGACCUUCAAGGAAGUGGCUUUGUAUUUCACUGACCCCAGUCAGAGGGCCCUCUACAGGGACGCCAUGCAGGAGAACUAUGCGAACAGGACCUCACAGGGAUCUCCGAUUCCCAAACCCAAUGCUGUCUCCUGGCGGCAACAAGAGGAAGAGCCGUGGGUCUCGGAUCUCCAAGGCUCUGGGGAAAGAGAGAACCCGAGAGGAGACUGCCCAGUGCAGGGAAUUGACUCCUGUCCAGAUCAUCCCACUCGCCUCGGGGAAAUAUUCAGGACCCGCAAAGACUCCCUGUUGCGCAAGGGCCCACGCCCCAGGGAGAGACUGAACACGUGCAAAGACUGCGGGAAGAGCUUCCGUCAGCGGUCCAACCUCCUGGCGCAUCAGAGGACCCACGGGGGAAAGAGACCCCACCCAUGCGCUGACUGUGGCAAAACCUUCGGUGCCUUCUCCAACCUCCUGCGGCACCAGCGUGGGCAUGCCGGCGAGAAGCCCUACAAAUGCCCAGACUGCGGGAAAGGCUUCGGGCACAGCUCAGCCUUGGUCACCCACCGGCGGAUCCAUACCGGAGAGAAACCCUACGCCUGCGGGGACUGCGGGAAGCGCUUCAACGUGGUCUCCAACCUGGUGCGUCACCAGCGGAGCCACACGGGCGAAAAGCCCUACAAGUGCCCCGACUGCGGGCGGCGCUGCAGUCAGCGCUCCCACCUGGUCACCCACCGGCGGCUGCACACCGGCGAACGUCCCUAUGUCUGCCUGGAGUGCGGGAAGUGCUUCAACGUCAGCUCGGACCUCAUCAAGCACCGGCGCAUCCACACCGGGGAGCGGCCCUACGCCUGCAGCGACUGCGGGAAAUGCUUCAGCGGCAGCUCCAACCUGCUGACCCACCAGCGGCUGCACACGGGCGAGCGGCCCUACAAGUGCCCUGACUGUGGGAAAGGCUUCACCAUCAGCUCCAAGCUGAUCGCCCACCAGCGCACCCACACCGGCGAGCGGCCCUACAGCUGCGCUGACUGCGGGAAGGGCUUCAGUGACCGGCCCCACCUGGCCCGGCACCAGAGCGCCUCCCGGCGCGAAAAGCGCUACAAGUGCUCCGACUGUGGGAAGGGCUUCACCACCAGCUCCUACCUCCUCACCCACCAGCGCAGUCACACCGGGGAGACCCCCUUCAUCUGCGGCGACUGCGGGAAGAGCUUCGCCGUGGUCUCCAACUUGGUGCGGCACCGGCGCAUCCACACGGGAGAGAAGCCCUUCCGGUGUGGUGAGUGCGGGCGGCAGUACAGCCAGCGAGCCCACCUCACCACUCACCAGAGGGUGCACACUGGGGAGCGGCCCUACGUCUGCCUGGACUGUGGGAAAGGCUUCAAUGUCAACUCCUCCCUCACCAAGCACCGCAGGACCCACACCGGAGAGAAACCCUACGUCUGCCCCGACUGCGGGAAACGCUUCAGCCAGAGCUCCAAUGUCAUCACCCACCGCAGGCUGCAUCACGGGGAAAAACCCUACACGUGUACGGAGUGCGGGAAGAGCUUCAAACGGAGCUCCAACCUUAUCACCCAUUGGCGGAUCCACACCGGGGAGAGGCCCUACAAAUGCUUUGACUGCGGGGAAAGCUUCAACGUGAGCUCCAACCUCAUCACGCACCGGAGACUCCACACGGGGGAGAAACCUUAUAUGUGCUCUGACUGCGGGAAAAACUUCAUCGUGAGCUCACAGCUCACUAUACACCAGAGGAUCCACACAGGAGAGCGACCCUAUCAGUGUCCCGAGUGCGGGAAAAGCUACAUCCAGAGCUCAGCCCUGGUUAAGCAUCGGAGAACACACAUGGCAGAAAAACCCUACAAGUGCCCUGAAUGCGCAAAAAGCUUCACUGUGAGCACCGCCCUCAUUAGGCACCAGAGACUGCACACGGGCGAGCGAUCCUAUACAUGCCCUGAGUGCGGGAAAAGCUUCAGUGUAAACUCAGACCUUAUCCGACACCAGAGACUACACACAGGAGAGAGGCCUUAUAAAUGCCUGGACUGUGGGAGAAGCUACACACAAAGCUCAGCUCUGAUUAGGCAUCAGAGAAUCCAUACAGGAGAAAAACCUUAUAAAUGCCCCAGUUGCGGCAAGAGCUUCAGCCAAAGGUCAAAUCUCAUUAAACAUCAGAGAAUCCACACGGGAGAAAAACCGUAUAGAUGCGGCGAAUGUGAAAAAUGUUUUAGCACCAGCUCAAAUCUCGUAACGCAUCAGAGACUCCACACUAGAGUCUAUUAGGGCUGACCAAAGGAGAUAACUUACAUUCGUCAGUUGCCAUCUUGGGUGUUAUGUGUGUUGAUCUCGUGUUUAACCAGGCAAGACCAAUCAAAAUCCUCUGGCCCGUGGGGAUUCUGCCUAGCUCUGCAGCCCCUCUGCCAGCCUCUACAAUUCUGGAUACUGCCUAUAUACUCUGGACUCAAUGCCACCCCUGUGAAAACUCAGAGCUUCGCCACCUGCCGGGGAUUUAGUAGAGCAUCUCUGCAUUCUCGGCCCCAUCCCUGCACACUGGUGGGCAUACACCCAGACACCCCUGUGUAAACUGUGGAUUAGGCCCUAUCUCCAUCAUGUAACCAAAUACCACCCCCAAAAGGGUCUUGAAGACACCAGAUGGGAGCCACCACACAAAAAUGUUCCCUGCUGGGGUUGAGAGUUCUUCCUCCUGCCUUGGUCUUAGGUUCUCCUCCAGCUCUGUUCUUCCUGUGCAAACCAAGUAUAGUGUAAAGGGAUUGGGUAGUGUCCCUUUAAAUUGUAUGUGAGGGCCUUUGCUGGCCCUCACUGUCUUCUCUGAGGCCAGAGCAGUGGUAUAGAUAUGUACCUAGGUCUUGCACGUUGAAUAUAUGUACAAAACACAGCUAUUUGGUCUCCA
This is a messenger RNA of Chrysemys picta bellii (western painted turtle), 3235 nucleotides long. Lineage: Eukaryota; Metazoa; Chordata; Testudines; Emydidae. The record is from RefSeq and is a predicted model, not a curated record.